GUAUAUUUUAUCGAUAAGUCCGAUAUCAACUGUUCAGCAUUUUUGGCGGCCAUUACAACGUGAAAUUUUGUGGAAAAGAUUUAAUGCGUAAACAAAACGGCGAGCAAAUAACACGUUCGCUUAACCAUUGAUAAAUACGAAUAACUAACAGCAUUGAAGAUGUCUACGGGAGCUGCAAGAGUCUACAUCCAAGUCGAAAGCGAGGCCGAGCAGCAGGAGCAUCUGAAGCAACAACGCAAGACACUGAAGCCGCUGCACGGCAACGUCAACGAUAAGGAGAAUCUGUCGGGACGCGCCUCCAUCGUGGAUCAACUGAGUCGCUUGAAGGCCGGCGUCCCAAUUACGCCCAGUACCAAAUACGGCAAACGCAAAUGCGUGGACACGGCAGCAGCUGCAACAUCGACUAAGGAUGCCGAUACACAAACUGAGGCUCAGGAGGAGCCGCAAAACGACGCCGACAAACCCAUCACAGCAGACGAUCUCACCAGUGAGUGUGAGCCCGGGGAGAACUAUUACAAAUUGUUGGCUGAACAACGGCGGGUUGCCUUGGAGGACUCGCUGACAGAGAACCGGCAUCUGCAUGAACGCAUCGAGGGGCUAGAGGAGGAGAUGGACACGAUGCGGCAGGAACUAGACGAGGCAAAGAAUCUGGUGGAGGUGCUCAAGGAAAUUUGUGACGAGGACACCAGCGAGGUGGAGGAGGACGAGACUGAAGCCGCUCAGAACUAAUGGCCUGCCCAUGCUGCACAUGUUUUGUUUAUUUAAAAUUAUACAAUUAGUUGUAGUUAACGAAUUCCUUCAUUUUAUAAUUUACCCAUGUAUGUUCCCUAACCCAACGGACUGGUCUCAGUGAAAGCCAGCAAUAUAUUUACCUGUUAAUUGCCAGUUAUGAUGUUCCCAAUAAAACGUAUUUCCUAAUCUGAA
Messenger RNA from Drosophila pseudoobscura, 924 nucleotides. It is a transcript of the gene geminin, whose product is annotated as geminin DNA replication inhibitor. Gene Ontology annotation, biological process: regulation of DNA replication. The transcript has a single exon. The coding region runs from base 160 to 729 and encodes 189 amino acids. Lineage: Eukaryota; Metazoa; Arthropoda; Insecta; Diptera; Drosophilidae. The record is from RefSeq and is a predicted model, not a curated record.